Messenger RNA from Sinocyclocheilus anshuiensis, 3911 nucleotides. RefSeq names its product leucine-rich repeat transmembrane protein FLRT1-like. The transcript has a single exon. Gene Ontology annotation, molecular function: protein binding. Bases 105 to 2189 code for a protein of 694 amino acids. The record is from RefSeq and is a predicted model, not a curated record. Lineage: Eukaryota; Metazoa; Chordata; Actinopteri; Cypriniformes; Cyprinidae.
CACAAGACCAAAUUGACUUCUGAAUCAUCUAGUGUAAAGAACCAUUAUAUUGGUUGAAUUGUGCUAUAAAAGGCAAGUGGAGGCUAGGAGAGCUUGCUGGUUGCAUGAUGGCUCCUGAAGGUAUAGGAGAGCUUCGAGACUUGCUCUUCUUCCUGCUCCUGUGCCUCACAGUAUUGGCUGAGCUACUGGAGAUGACUGCAGCAUCUUCGCAGGGACUAGAUGGCGAAGGUGACAUAGUGUGCCCAUCUGUGUGUCGCUGUGAUGAGGACUUUAUUUACUGCAACGACCGUGGAUUGAGCGCAAUCCCACCUCUGCCACCAUCUGCAACUGUCCUUUAUCUCCAGAACAAUCACAUUGACAAUGCAGGGCUUCCUAGGUCCUUGGAGCAUCACACCACCGUGCGUGUUAUAUAUCUCUAUGAUAACGAGCUUGAUGACUUUCCCAUGCAUUUGCCACCUUCAUUAAGAGAGCUUCACCUCCAGGACAACAACAUUCGAGUGUUGCAAAGGGCUGCACUUGCUAGAUUUCCACUCCUUGAAAAGUUGCAUCUGGACGACAACUCUGUUUCUACAGUGAGUAUUGAGGACCAGGCCUUUGCGGACAACCCUCGGUUACGUCUCCUCUUCCUCUCCAGAAACCACCUUUCCAGCAUCCCAUCUGGUCUUCCUGCCUCACUUGAAGAACUCCGUUUAGACGACAACCGAAUCUCUACUAUUCCUACGCAUGCCUUCCGGGGUUUGUCCUCUUUACGUCGCCUGGUCUUGGAUGGUAAUCUUUUAGCUAAUCAACGCAUUGCUGAUGAUACCUUCUCACGCUUGUCGAACUUAACAGAACUCUCCCUGGUCCGUAAUUCACUUCAAACACCCCCACUUAACUUGCCCAGUGCCCACCUGCAGAGACUCUCCCUUCAGGACAAUAACCUCAUACACAUGCCUCGGGGAUCACUCGAUGGAAUGCGCAGACUACAGCGCCUAGAUCUUUCUGGAAACAAUCUGACCACCCUUCCCAGAGGAUUGUUCAGGGACUUGGAGAGCCUGGGGCAGCUGCUUGUGAAAGGAAACCCAUGGCAUUGUGGGUGCAACUUGCGCUGGCUGCACGACUGGCUGGAAGCAAAGGGGAAUACAAUUACAGUUAGAGGCUUUAUCUGCCAGACACCAGAGCGUGUCCGAGACAUGGCGCUUAGAGACCUCACGAAUCAGAUGGAUGAAUGUGAGUUGGCUGCUGCUGGUGGUGGAGGAGUAGGUACAGGAGUCGGCGUUGGUGGUAACAGGGUGAGUGGAGGAGCGGCGGGAGCCAUUUCUACCACUCUUUCGCCCCCUCAAGGGUCCCUGUUUACUCUCAGGUCCAAGCGACCAGGCCUCAGUCUCCCAGAAACAGGGCUGGACUACACAUUAAGCAGCAGCGGUGUGGGCAAGAACCUGGCCCUGAAUGUGAAACCCCUUUCUCACAACAGUAUCCGUGUUACCUGGAGCAUAGCGCAAACAUCUUCUUCCUUUCGAUUAAGCUGGCUCCGCCAAGGAACCAGCUCUGCCAUGGGGUCCAUCACAGAAACCUUGGUUAGGGGUGACCGGCGGGAGUAUCUUCUCACUUCCCUGCAGCCUGCUUCCAGCUACAUCAUCUGCAUGGUGCCUCUAGUGUCUAACAGUGGAAGCAGGAGUAGUUUGCCUGGGGGCGACACAGAACCAAAUGAGGUUCCAGUUUGUGCCAGAACAGAAACGUCUGAUCCUGGCCACCCUGAUGAUGAGGGUGAAGACGACAGCUCUGAUCAAAUUACUUCGCUUCCACUUGCAGGAAUUAUUGGAGGUGCUACGGCAAUAGUUUCCCUUGCUCUAAUCAUUGCUAUUUUCUGCUGGUAUGGGCACCGUGCAGGACAUUUCACAUCACGAGACCAUUACAGCCAUGGUAGCUCUCGCAAGAGCAAACACUGUGAUGACUACAUUGAGUCAGGCACAAAGAAAGACAAUACUAUCUUAGAGAUCAGAGGUCCAGGAUUGCAGAUGACACCAAUGGCAACAAGACAGCCCCUUCAACCGAAACCAGUGAGAGAAGAUUACAUUAUACACACCAUCUUCCCCUCGAAUGGCACGGGUCUAUACACGCCAUCCCAAAACAUGACCAACUCUGGCUACAGUACCAACCGUGGCUAUAGAGAAGGAGGCAUUCCAGAUAUAGAUUACUCUUACACAUGAUAGCUUUGAUUUAGAAACCAUAAUUAGGAGUCAUGUACUGCAUAGAUACACAGAUUUUAAUCAACAUGGGCUCUGCAGAAUCCCCUUUGUGCCUUCUGGUCUCCAUUACAAUGUAGCCUGCUGUUCAUGACACUAUAAAGCUUUUAAUUGGCCCAGAUGCUUAUAGGAAGCAUUAUAAAUGUGGUGCCAGGAGGCGGUGAUGCCAUUUCAGGGGGUGAUACCAAAUGCUAUUUUCACCUCGCGGUGUAAUGAUCAGAGUCCCUGACAUUGCUCUUUUAUCUCUGGCUGGUGCACUGAGGUGGAUUCAAGGGCAGCCCACACCGCAUUCAGCUCACAGAUUGUUCAUAAAGCUCAGUGCAUAUAUGGGAGAGAGGCAGUCUUCUCACAGGAAAUAACCAACCCGCUGUACAUUUUAGUCUUUGUCUCCUAUGAGAUGAAGCUCCUGAGUCAAGGGUUUGAACCAGGAUUGACAUGAAUCCUGCAUCAAGCAAGAAAACCUCUUCGCUCAGAGGAAACUGGAAAUGUGUUGUUGCAAGUGAUCCUUCUGGGAAAUGCACAGGUUCACAUGCACAGUUUUUUUUUUUUUGGAGAUAUGAGCUGCAGAACACGAGUACUAUUCCUGAUAAAGUUGGAGUGUCUGGACCAAGCAGAGACAUGGCCCUCAAAAACUACAGCAAGGUUUGAAAUGCCUCAAAAACUAAAUUCAUUUGAAUUCUUCUACACUUGAAAACUGCCUGAUGCUACUAUGAUAACGUCCAACAAGCGUUAUGAUGACUGUUCUAGUUUCAGACUGGUGUAAAGUUGAGAGGACAAAUGAAACGUGUUUUUGUGUCUUGAGGAACUUUCGAUUUUUAAAAAUUGCAACUGAACCCUGGUGUGUUGAUAGAUACAAACAAUGCAAAUUAUUAUUUUUUGUUUUUGUUUGCUCUUUUUAAACUUGUUUCACUUUAAUUUUGAAGUCAUAUAGCCCUGCUGAUAGUUAUAUUAUAAUUUUCAAACAAGGGUAUCACUAAUGUAAAAGAACCUUUUCCUACAAAAACACAAAACUUGCUUGUUUCAAUAGAUUGUCCCCUAUAAUGCACAGAGACUAAACCAGUGUUCUGUUAAGGUGGCUCAUUCUUUGUAGGUUACUUAGCCACAUACUUAGCACAAAAUUAAAUUCUAUAAAUCACUGACGUACAUUUCCAAAUGUCACUGUAGAUAAAGAUAUGGCCUUGCUGCUAACCACAGCGGUUGUUCUGCUACGAUUCUUAGGGAGAAGAUGGAGGUUAUUCGAGGGAAACCAGGAAUUUGAACCAUAACACUGUGGACCAUCACUGUGGGAGAUAGAGAGUGCAUCAGUAUGUUGUAUAAUUUUGUAAGGCGGAGGCAUUUUUGAUUAAUUAAAAAAAUUCACUUUUUUUCCUCGUGUAGAAAUUAAGCAUUUUGUCAGUGUCUUCAACCUAUUCAUUUAAGCCAACAGCAGAACAGAACACUAAUUAAGGAAAACUUAUCAGACCAUUUAUGUAAUGGUUCUAAAGUAGACAGAGAGAAAAGUUAUGUGUGGGUUUUUUUUACGAAAGAGCCUCCAUGACAUUUCUGUUCUGCUCUGCUGUAUUCAUGUAGUUGAGGACUUCAGGAGAAUUUAAAAACAGGAAAGGAAAGAUGGGUAGAUAGAGAAAGAGAGAGAGAUAGAAGUAGAAUGUUCUAAACUGAGAAAGAGCAAGAGAUUAUAUACAUAAA